CAGCUGAUUUCCCGUGUUUUUCCGAGUUUCCGAGAUGUUGCUGCGAAGACUGUGGAACACCGGAUCGCUGGGUGGCCGCCGGGCCGUUAGUUACGUGCAGGGUCAAUCACCGGCACCGAAAGUACGAGAGUACUUUUACUACAUCGAUCACGAGGGUAUGCUCUUUCUGGAUGAUGCAAGGAUUAAGAACUUCACCUCCUGCUUCAAGGAGAAGCAAUUUCUGGAGUUCUUCUUCAAACGCCUCAAGCUAAACGAUACCGAGCGGUACCGGGAAGAGUUUCCUUUCCUGUCCGUGUGUGGCCGUGAGCGGAACUACAUCCGCUGCGAUGAUCUACCGAUCGUAUUCACACACAUCGUCCGAGAUGGGGAGGGCAAGGAAAGGCUAGCGUAUGCACACGCCAGUGAUAAGCUGAGUGUCGAGUGGCAACCAGAUCGCAUCUGCAUGUUUCCGGCCAGUGGUCGGGUGUAUCAUCCAGCACCGGAGCGCUAUGGUUCGAUCGGACUUGUUCGUUCGAAGCUUGCGAUCGAACUGAGCAACGCGUUCACAUUCUGCAACGGCGAGGAUCACCCACCAACACACUUCCUGUGGAGCAGUACGAACCAUGAGCUGGAUCAAAAGUGGUGGCAGAAUACGUAUAUCGGACGCCGCGUGCAAUCAGAAGCGAAUGUUCAAUGCUGAAACUAAAUGUGAUAUACCGCCGUGAUUAGAUACCUUUUUUCUUUCCAUAAACUCACGUUUAUUCAUU
Messenger RNA from Anopheles darlingi, 746 nucleotides. RefSeq names its product UPF0598 protein CG30010. NCBI's taxonomy places the organism in Eukaryota, Metazoa, Arthropoda, Insecta, Diptera, Culicidae. The record is from RefSeq and is a predicted model, not a curated record. Bases 35 to 679 code for a protein of 214 amino acids. The transcript is spliced from 3 exons.